Messenger RNA from Lates calcarifer (barramundi perch), 3608 nucleotides. RefSeq names its product pyroglutamyl-peptidase 1. The record is from RefSeq and is a predicted model, not a curated record. Bases 147 to 779 code for a protein of 210 amino acids. The transcript is spliced from 5 exons. Gene Ontology annotation, molecular function: pyroglutamyl-peptidase activity. Gene Ontology annotation, biological process: proteolysis. NCBI's taxonomy places the organism in Eukaryota, Metazoa, Chordata, Actinopteri, Centropomidae. Gene Ontology annotation, cellular component: cytosol.
CCGCAGCAAGAAGGACCGGCGGUUUGCCUUGUAGCAGAAGGAGCCGUCAGUUGUGGAAGGUGUAGAGUCUCUUUACGGUCGUGGUUCAAAUUAAAGACCGAAGGGGGGCAAAAACUAACAACGGAUCCUCUGCAACAGUACGGGAGAUGGAUAACAGUAAACGGACAGUGGUCGUUACAGGUUUUGGGCCUUUUGGAGAGCACACGGUCAAUGCCAGCUGGGUAGCAGUACAGGAACUGAAGAAACUCGGACUGGGCAGUGAAGUGGACUUGCACGUGUACGAGGUUCCUGUUGAGUACCAGACAGUGCAGAGUUUGGUUCCUUCUCUAUGGAAGCAGUAUCAUCCACUGUUGGUUGUUCAUGUCGGAGUCUCAGGUAUGGCCACCACUGUCACGCUGGAGAAGUGUGGCAGAAAUCACGGCUACAAGGGUCUGGACAACAGCAGUUUCUGUCCUGAUUCGCAGUGUUGCAUUGUGGGAGGCCCAGACUGCAUCGACUCAGUUAUUGACAUGGAAUCAGUCUGCAAGAGAGUGACUGCCUCGGGGCUGGGGGUAGCUGUGUCUGUCUCCAAAGAUGCUGGAAGAUAUCUCUGUGAUUUCACCUACUACACGUCUCUGUACCUGAGCCACGGUCGCUCUGCCUUCAUCCACGUGCCUCCUCUCGGAAAGCCUUACAGUGGGGAAGACCUGGGUCGUGCGCUGAAGGCCAUCGUCCAGGAGAUGCUGGAGCUUCUGGACCAGGCCGAGGAGAAGAUACACUGCCAGCAGCACUUCCACUAAGUGACCUCCAGAUGCCAACCAACCUCUUCAGCCUUCACCACACAAGAGAAAUUGCACUUAACCACAAGUAGCCAAAUUUCUUUUUUUUUUUUAUUGUUGUCUUUACUCGGACAAAAUGAAAACUCUAGCAUACAGGACAUUUUCAGCUUUUGCUUCUCUUUGUCUUAGGUUUUUGCUUUUUGUUUUGCUAAGCCUGAUUCAGUUAUGUUUUAAUGUCUCCCGAUGGUGUGAAGAUAAAAUGGGAGUCUGAAGACAACCCUUGGUCACAUUGUAACAUAUGUAGCUUUUCUCCCACUUCCAAGGAAAAUGAACCCCUCUGACUUUGGAGAUUAAAAUAUGGGAAUUACUGUAGGUUCACAAAAAAAAAAACACAGCAGCAAAAUGCUGCUUAUAUUUGUUUAUAUGCAGUUACAAAAGAGGUCCAGAAAGGUCGGUAAUGUGGCAGAUAUUACGACCUAGAAACCCAAACGUGACUCCUAUUAUUGCACCUUAUAGGGUUAGGGUUAUUGAAAUGGUUAUAGGAGUCACAUUUGGGGAAACUGUUAAAUGUACUCUUGACUUGGUUCAACCUCAAAUUUUGAGUUUCACUCUGUCACGAUAUGUUUCAUUCAACAGGUGUUCACACCUGAAUGUCUAUAAAUGGUUAAUGUACACAUUACAUUAUGGUUUAAGUAGAAAUGUUUAGCAGUAAACUGUGUUUGCUAAUUUCAGUUUCCUUCAGAUAUUUUCUUCCAGCUACUCUACAGCCCUAACUGUACCGUUUCACAUUUGAUGUUGAAUUGUUUCUUGAGUCCUUUUUCUUUAUAAGAAGUUGUAAAUUUGCCUUCUUUUACAAAGGUUAUUUAAAUCAGGGAACGGGUUGGUUCCAGCUCAUUUUCCCCCCAGUUUGUUGGCCCAAUUCUGACAGAAAAAAACCCAUUUUCACCUCACUGAGAUCUGGCCCAGGCUGUGCAAUGUUAUUUCACAGAUCUCAAGUUUGUCGAUUUGGGAAGUUCAUGUUGCGAGUUUGUCAAAAUUCUAUUAUGGCUGCACAAUUAUCUGAGAAAAUAUUGAACAUUACAGUUAUGACUUCAAAUUUCAUUAAACACAAUAGUUCCUCAGAGUGAGCUGUGUUUCAGAUGCUGUACUAAAGAAAAUAUUCUAUACAGUCUAAAUAGUAAUAUUGUUUUUAAAUAACUGAACCAAUGAGUUACAAGAAAGUGAAAUUACUGCACUCGAUUUCUGUGUAGUGAAAUCAUUUCCACUGAAUUGGGGCAUUGGUGUGUGAAGAUGUUUGGAGCAUUGACUGACUCUUUAAUGGAACUUAUUUUUGUCUUUAACCGUGCAGAAAACCUUAUUUUUUUUCUGUAAUUGUGCAGCCCUAAUUGGUAUUACUCAGUCAAAGCUUUCUGUUGCUCCCUUCAUUGAAUCAGAUGUAGCUGCUUAUUUUACCUGAGGAUUUGAUUUGAUGAAGUUGGACUCUCAGUUCAGUCAGAGUUGGGCCUGGACUUUUAUUUUCUGUAGCACUUUCCUUUUUUUUUUCAUUUUUACUUAAUCUGGAAUAUGGACAGCAUUUUCCGAGCAAUGUGAAUGCUUGCAUUUUGUUUUUUUUUUUCAGUCACUUUAACUUGAAAUAUGUAGCUUUCCAGACAUACACACAUCAUUUUUUUAACCCGCUUCCCCCUAUUAAUUAUCAUUAUGCAUGUGAGCUAUGCUUUAUAGGUGAUUUAUGCUUUAUCUUUCUGAGCUUUGGUUUGUUCUUACCUGUUUAACAGACUGCAGCACAUUCCUUCAGUGUGUCUGUGAUGGUGCCACUCCAAGGUGUAAAUGUUCUGUUUAAUAGCUUUUUUUUAAAUAGGUUUGUGUGUUUCAUUGUGUAGGUCAACGUUUCCCUGACUCUGAGUUGUCAAGUCAGCCCAGACCACCUAGCACAGCUUACCUAUCAGUAGGAAUUUAAACAUUGAAUGGUCUACGUAUUGUGUCAGCUUCACUCUGUGUAUCCCCCAACAAAACUACCUGCCUGUGGGAAACGAGGAUAUAGUUUUAAACUGUCAUAGAUAGUUUUAGGGAAAUUAACCGUGCUUGGCGUUGCAGCAGUAGUGGUCUUUCCUUGUGUUUUUAGUUAAAGUGCUUUUUUUCCUGCCUGAGUUAAGCAAGUUUGUGCCAGUGAGUUUAAGUAAAUUAGCAGUGUGUGUAUCAUUAAUUGCUAUUCAUUAUAAUGGUUUUUACCACAAACUAACAACCUGGAACAAUGAACUGAACAGAACCGAACUUCCUCUCAGACCUAAGUUUCAUCUUAGCCUUUGACAUUUAACAUGCAUCUUGGCUAUGUGGUUUUAAAUCUCUCUUAUGGAAUUAUUGAAACAAUGGGCAGGUUUUAGAUCUGAGUUUUGCAGGUGCUGAUAUUUUACUGUUUGGCUUUGUGAGAGCUGAGAAGUGAAAGAGUUGUGGAGGAGCUGCCCCUAAAAUGUCUGCUCACAAAUGUGAAAACCUCAAGUUUACAUAUGAGGUGACCUCUGACCCUGACUCUCUCCUGUGCCUUGCUGUUGUUUAUGUGUGUUAUAAAAAGGCCUUAAAAAUGUGCAGCGGGUCAGUUCAAAGAUAUAUUACUGAUGCUGUCCAGUCAGAUGUGUGGCUACCUCAAAAAUACUUUUUUAUCUCUGUGUGUGCUCUGUUGUACAAUAACAUCAUGGCUCUCUGAUUUUUUGUGAGUUCCUCUUUUUAGGGAGUAUCCUCUGAAAAGGUGUCUCCUUCUGCUUCUGACAUUAACAAAGCACUGUUACAAUAAGUAAUCUUGGCUUUGUAAAAGGAAAGGCUUUGAAGUAAAGAGAAUUAAAGGAUUACAACUAA